UUAUUUUAUUUUUUUGCGUUUUCUCCUCACCACACAGCAGGUAGCAGCUCACAGCUCUCACGCGCCGUCGACGUCUCAACCUCAUCUCUUUGCCAUCCCUCACGGGACGAUCCAUCCUCUAUAAACAAUGGGCCCCCCUCCGCCGACUGGUGAGGCACAGUAUGUGAUCCUUAGGGCGAUCGGGGGUGAGGUAGGAAACACGGCCGCCCUGGCCCCCAAGCUGGGUCCUCUGGGUCUCUCGCCCAAGAAAAUCGGCGAGGACAUCCAGAAGAACACCCAGGAGUGGAAGGGGCUCCCGAUCACGGUCAAGCUCACCAUCAUCAACCGUCAGGCGACCGUGUCGGUGAUCCCCGCCGCUUCGUCGCUGAUCCUCAAGGCUCUCAACGAGCCCGAGCGCGACCGCAAGAAGGUGAAGAACAUCAAGCACGACGGGAACGUCACCCUCGACCAGGUGAUCGAAAUUGCCCGCGUCAUGCGCGAGAGGUCCAUGGCGCGCACGCUCGCCGGAACCGUCAAGGAAAUGCUCGGCACCUGCAACUCCGUCGGCUGCACCGUCAACGGACAGUCUCCCCGCGACAUCCAGAGCGGCAUCAGCGAGGGAGAGAUUGUCAUCCCCGACGAGUAGACCGGGUUUCGCUUCUUGUAUGUUUCGACAUGGUUUGAUUUCGGAGCGAGGAGUGUCUUGUCUCACUUGAAACGUCACCUUUUCGCGUGGGAAUAAAAAGAGUAAAAAAACAUGUUCUGGCUUGUGGGCGGAUGGUUUGCUGCGCUCGGGCUUUUGUGUCGCACGCAUGACGUGACACAUCGGGUGCGGGGGUUGCCAUCUGGACCAUUGUUCGUCCGCCCGUUUGCCAUUACAUCCUUUCGCCCAAACGGUUGGGUUGCUUGACGAUGGGCAACACAUCUUGCGCCGCGUGUGCACUUUGAAUGCACAGCGUUGCGGACGGGUCAAUGUGCAAGUGACCGAUGGCAUGCACCACUGGUUCUUUCAGCCAGGCGGCCGCUUGACCGCACCUACCUCAACAGGUACAGAAGCAACAGCAGCAGCACUACAUUGUUUCCCACUCAAUCAGUAUCCAUGCUGCUGUUGCGGAGUCCCUCUCGCUCCGCUUAGGAAAUGACCGCCUGAAACAUGUCCAACCAUUUCGCAAGACCUGGACGUGUAAGUUAGCCCUCCCUGUGCACUGAGUUUGCGAGGCGUCGAGUUGGCCGAGUGCGGCGAGCCAUCCCCCUUUAGUCUCAUAAGGAAACCCGACCAUCGGGCAUGGGCGUUACUCGCGCCGCCGAGACCAACGGAGCGUCCGUUUGCAGUUUUUGUGGCCUCCAAAGAUGUCCUUGAGAAAAAGUAUCGGGGCCCCUGACUUCUACGAGAAAAGUGCCCGUUCACUUACAU
Messenger RNA from Ectocarpus sp. CCAP 1310/34, 1393 nucleotides. The record is from the annotation of a GenBank genome assembly. NCBI's taxonomy places the organism in Eukaryota, Phaeophyceae, Ectocarpales, Ectocarpaceae.